This is a messenger RNA of Hibiscus syriacus, 1452 nucleotides long. Its product is annotated as KRR1 small subunit processome component homolog. The record is from RefSeq and is a predicted model, not a curated record. NCBI's taxonomy places the organism in Eukaryota, Viridiplantae, Streptophyta, Magnoliopsida, Malvales, Malvaceae. Bases 267 to 1415 code for a protein of 382 amino acids. Gene Ontology annotation, molecular function: RNA binding. The transcript is spliced from 14 exons. Gene Ontology annotation, cellular component: nucleolus; small-subunit processome.
GAAGCAACAUAUAGCCGUCAGCUCGACAGCACAUCCCAGUCUCAUCCUUCCUUGCCUGCCGCGCCUCCGCCCAAAGCCGCGACUCCCUUGCCUUGCUUGCUCGUUUCCACCACCUACAGUUGAGCUGAAAGUUACUGAAAUUAACCCACAGCUAAGCCGACAACUACUGAAUUAACCCAUAUCAAAUACUGUUGUGAAGUGAGUUAACCUACCGAACUGAUCGAACAAAGCUGGUUCAGAUUUUUUCAAGGGCUUUGAAAAUCAAAAUGGAAGUAGAAUAUGCAGAACAAGUAAAUCUGGAACAGAAGAAGCAUAAAGGUAAACAUGAUAAGCCAAAGCCAUGGGACGAGGACCCGAACAUUGAUCGUUGGAAAAUUGAAAAGUUCGACUCUUCUUGGAACCAAGAUGGAUUGUUGGAAGUCAGCUCUUUUUCCACUAUCUUCCCUCGCUACCGAGAAAAAUACUUGCAAGAAGCUUGGCCAAAGGUUAAAUCAGCUUUGAAAGAAUAUGGUAUUGCUGCUGACCUCAACUUGGUUGAAGGGUCUAUGACAGUUUCGACGACAAGGAAAACUAGGGAUCCAUAUAUUAUCAUAAAAGCCAGGGAUCUCAUCAAGCUUCUAUCAAGAAGUGUUCCUGCACCUCAGGCCGUCAAAAUACUUGAUGAUGAAAUUCAGUGUGACAUUAUAAAAAUUGGAAACUUGGUCCGCAACAAGGAACGAUUUAUUAAAAGAAGGCAGCGUCUUGUGGGGCCAAAUUCUUCGACUUUAAAGGCACUUGAAAUAUUGACAGGCUGCUACAUUCUUGUUCAGGGAAACACUGUCGCUGCUAUGGGUUCAUUUAAAGGUUUAAAACAAGUCAGGAAGAUUGUGGAGGACUGCAUAGAGAAUAAAAUGCAUCCUGUAUACCAUAUCAAGAUUCUCAUGAUGAAGAAAGAACUUGAGAAGGAUCCGGCACUUAAAGAUGAAAACUGGGACAGGUUUCUUCCGAAGUUCAAGAAGAAAAAUGUUCAAACAAAGAAGGUUAAAAGUAAAGAGAAGAAACCAUAUACACCAUUCCCUCCUCCUCAGCAACCUAGUAAGAUUGAUCAAGAACUGGAAUCCGGAGAAUACUUUUUGAGCGAGAAAAAGAAAGUAGCGAAGAAAUGGCAAGAGAAGCAGGAGAAGCAGGCAGAGAAAACAGCUGAAAACAAAAGAAAAAGAGAAGAAGCAUUUGUUCCUCCCAAGGAAACCGCGAAGCAAGAUUCUAACAAUUCCGAGAGCAAGGAAGACGUCACUUCCCUCGCUAAAUCGUUGAAGCAAAAGGCCAAGGAGUUUGGAAAGAAAAAAUCUCUGCAGAAUAUCAAUGCCGAAGAAUAUAUUUCGGCCCCCGCUGCCGAACCACCCUCGAAAAAGAAAAAGAAAUCCAAGAAUACCUAGUAUAGGUCAAGUAUAAAUUUUAGUCUAGACAAGUUCA